Centropristis striata (black sea bass) is the source of this 1336-nucleotide messenger RNA. It is a transcript of the gene gp9, whose product is annotated as glycoprotein IX platelet. The coding region runs from base 364 to 1104 and encodes 246 amino acids. The record is from RefSeq and is a predicted model, not a curated record. The transcript is spliced from 2 exons. Lineage: Eukaryota; Metazoa; Chordata; Actinopteri; Perciformes; Serranidae.
UGUGCCCUCAGUUUAGGCUGUCAGUACUAAACUUUGUGUGGGAGAGCUCCAGAUAGCCUCCGCCACUGUUUUUAUUAGAUAGACUCUUAUCUCCUUUAAGCAGAUGGAUUUCCUUCAUUAGAAAUGCGCCAUAACCGUGCAGUGUUAUUGGUGCGUUGCUCACCCUGACGUUGCUCUGUACUGUGUGUGUGAUAACUCAGUUUGACAACACGUCAAUUACAAAACAGGGGAACCUCGAGUUCAGCAGAACUUUUGAAACAUUCUUCAAUGCAACAUUGGACUAGAACGGUGAAUAUAUAAUUACAUUUUAAGGAUGACUGGCACCACAAGAGGCAACUUCCAAGUUGGCUUGACUUGAAAAGGAUGCUCUCCAGUUUAAUCUUAGCUGCCGUCCUUGUCUGGGCCACAUUAAGUGCACACACUACCAGUCAAGCCUGCCUAUGUUCAGACCGCCUGCCUGCUGGUCUGCAGGUCAACUGCAGCUCUUCAAACCUCAUGGAGCUGCCUGGCCUGCCCGCAGACACAACAGAGCUCCAUGUGCAGGACAACCGGCUCACCUCAGUGUCUCCAGGCCUCUUUGACAAGCUGGUCGGUCUGAAAAAGGCCUCACUAUCUGGGAAUCCCUUCCACUGUGACUGUAGGAUCCAAUACCUGAGGAACUGGUUGCUGAAGAAUGAUGCUGUUGCCACCAGGAAGCCAACCUGUGCCAGUCCCAGCUCUGUUGCUCAGAGGGCCAUCGUUGAUCUCAGCGAUGAUUUCUUCUCUUCCUGCGCCCCGGAAAACUGCACCGGCGCCGCUUAUAACGCCGUGAUGGGAGCGAUGCUAUGCUGCCUUGUUGUUCUGCUUCUGUGGAGCUUGAGACUAGCAAAAACAUCCACCUUCAUUCUCUCCAUAUAUGGGAGACAUGCGGGAUUCGAGGCGGGCUCUUUGCGCUCACUGAAGCCCAAACACAGGAGGAGGCUGCAGACUGCACAGUCAGCCUCCAGCCUGGAUACUUUCACUUUUACAGAGGAUCAAGAGAGACCACUUCUCAACAUGGAGUUACUGCCACAAGUACUGGAUGUGUUGCACAAGAAGCACAAUAUCAAAAUAAAGGCCACCUGAGGGACCUACCGCAGUGGAAUCAUAAAAACACUACAAGUGGCACUUAGAGUUGAUGGCAGCACAGUGGAUUUCUUUGUUUUUUUUGCAGUGAGCUGACUUUAAUGCUUUAACCCUCCUGUUAUGUUGCGGGUCAAAUUGACCCAUUUCAAAGUUUAAAAAUCCCCCCCAAAAAUCCUUAAAAGUAGUUUUUUUUAAUAAAAAUUAAAAAAAAUUACAUUUAAAAUAACAUUAA